AUGUUUGAAAUCAGUGGAACGAAGGUGUUGAUUACCGGCGGAGCUUCAGGCUUAGGCGCCGCUUAUGCGGAGGGUUUCCUAAAGGAAGCUGAUAAACUAGGUGAAGCUACAGUCAAAAGACUGAACCAGCUGUAUCCAGGAAGUGCCACCUUCAUAAAAUGUGACGUCAGCAAAGAGGAGGACAUCAGUAGAGCCUUCAAUGAAGUGGUCAGCGAGUUCGGCUACAUCGAUCAAGGCUUAAUCUCUUUUACAAUGAAGGGUGUUAAACACAUGAGGAAGGACGAUCCCUCGUUGAAUGCCGGUCGUGGAGGUACAAUUAUCAACAUAUCAUCGGUUGCUGCCAUCUUAAAAAGUCCAUUUACACCCAUAUAUUCUGGUUGUAAGGCAGCAGUGAUGCACUUCAGUCAAACACUAGCGAUGGAGUCGUUUUACGAGAACACGGGGAUUAGAAUCUUGACCAACUGCCUCGGGGCGACGGACACCGCUCUACUCCACAACUUGGAGAAGAGAUCAUACGACCCAAAAAUAGGGGAGAAUGUCAACAAAAAAAUCGAAGAAUUACGUAUCAUAUACCAAAAGUGA
Molecule: messenger RNA, 582 nt
Organism: Diatraea saccharalis (sugarcane borer)
Lineage: Eukaryota; Metazoa; Arthropoda; Insecta; Lepidoptera; Crambidae
Source: the annotation of a GenBank genome assembly